Colletotrichum phormii is the source of this 1779-nucleotide messenger RNA. RefSeq names its product fungal-specific transcription factor domain-containing protein. Lineage: Eukaryota; Fungi; Ascomycota; Sordariomycetes; Glomerellales; Glomerellaceae. Gene Ontology annotation, biological process: DNA-templated transcription. The record is from RefSeq and is a predicted model, not a curated record. Gene Ontology annotation, molecular function: DNA binding; zinc ion binding. The transcript has 3 exons. The annotation marks the transcript as partial.
ACACCAGCUCCUCCACGAGGCAGGAAGCCUUACAAUCAGGCUCUUAAAGCACGCUUAGCCCGUUGCCAGCAGCUCUUGAGUGGCCAAGCAUCAUCGUCAAUUGCUUCCCCGAAUACUGUUACCACGCCAAAGACGUCGCAGUCUCAAAGUCCGGCGGACCCUUCCCCGGUCUCCAAAUGGACUCCGGAAGGAAAGUUGGUAGAAGAUCCAAAUGGCAAGCUCGCUUUUAUGGACAACUACCUCCUGGGGUUGGUUAAUGAAGAGCUCCGAGCCAUGGAUGAACUCAUAAGCCUAGACGAGGAUGAACGCAGCAGCCCACUUGACAGCAGGCCUUCCGAUCCAAACGCAGAUCUUAUUCUAGGGGAGGACGCCCCUGGUUCCUCAGUCUUCGAUGCAUGGCCCGAUGCCGCACUCGUCUUCAAGCUGUGGCAGAUUUUCUUUGACCGAGCUAAUCCUUUCACAAAGGUUAUUCAUAUUCACAGCUUUCAACCCUAUGUCGUGGAAGCUACGAAUGGUACUCAAGGUCUGCCAGAAAACAUCAUGGCGCUGCUGCUGUCCAUCUUUCUGAUGGCAGUGGUUGCCAUGUCGGAAGAGGAAUGCUUAGUCGCGCUGAAGCAGUCCAAAGAAGCUGCUGUGGCGUCAUUCUCUGCUGGCAUCCGUCAAACAAUGAGGCGCCUUGACUUCAUGCGGACUAACGACCUAAUCAUUCUACAGUCACUCUGCCUGUACUUGUACUCAUUGCAGGACCGAUACGACCGCCACAGCUCAUGGGUCUUCAGCGGCACUGUUAUACGGAUUGCACAAAAGAUGGGUCUUCACCGAGACGGAGACGUGCUUGGCCUCAAACCCUUUGAAUCAGAGAUGAGGCGCAGGGUAUGGUGGCAGCUGGUAUUACUCGACGCAAAGUUUGCCUUAUUCUCCGGCUUUGGUCACUCGCUGCUCCCUCGGGACUGGGAUGCAAGAGAGGCGAGCAACUUGAACGACGCGGACAUCUUUCCGGCCGCGACGCAACCAACACCGGACCGCGACGGACCCUCGGAGAUGGUUUUGUGUUUGGUUCGGCACAAGAUCACCAAGUUCCUUGUUGAUACGCCCGGUCUUGAACCCGUCAAGAUGAUGGGUGAGCUGAACGAGUCCGCUGGUGCUCCUCCAGUAGCAGGGGGUACAAGAGAACAGCAGAUGAGCUACUACCUUACUCAUUUCGAGCUGUUGGAACAGAAUCUCCAGCACAUCUUGGACAACCGAUGCAACCCCCACGCGGGGCAAAUCCACGUCAUGGCCCAGGGGCUGAUCGCAGCUCUUCUCACACAGAAACGGCACUUGAUCAAGAGCAUUAGCGAUAGACCUAGACCUGACGCCGUGAUUCAGAGCGGAGAGGACAAUGCUUUCAUGUGGGCUGUUUCAAUGCUUGAGCAUACGGCGUUCCUCUGGUUCGCCGAUUUCAACUUCCAGUACGAUAUACUAUACGUCGUGGUGUUGUUAGGGCAAAGACUCGAAGGGCCUAUUGCACAGCGUGCCUGGGAAAAGAUUGAAAUCUUUUACCGGUUUCGACCCGGGCUCUUCAAUGUUGCCGACAAGUCCUGCGCGACUCUGGCGCAUUUCGUACUCCGGGCGUGGUCAAAGAGAUUAGAUCUGCUCACCAAAUCUGGCUUCCCCGGAGAGUCUCCAGAAUAUAUCGUCAAGCUACGGGCACGUGUGGACAACGUUGUACGGAAUGGAUACAAUCCACUAGGCUCGCUGAAUCCCCAAGAAACAAUACCAGUUAACACGCAGAUGUAG